This is a messenger RNA of Acinonyx jubatus (cheetah), 3208 nucleotides long. RefSeq names its product TNF receptor superfamily member 1B (gene TNFRSF1B). Gene Ontology annotation, cellular component: membrane. Gene Ontology annotation, molecular function: tumor necrosis factor binding; tumor necrosis factor receptor activity. Lineage: Eukaryota; Metazoa; Chordata; Mammalia; Carnivora; Felidae. Bases 134 to 1525 code for a protein of 463 amino acids. Gene Ontology annotation, biological process: positive regulation of oligodendrocyte differentiation; positive regulation of myelination; positive regulation of membrane protein ectodomain proteolysis. The transcript has 10 exons. The record is from RefSeq and is a predicted model, not a curated record.
GGCCGCCAGAACCCAGGCUUUCGCUUUCCGUCGGAGGCGCCGGAGGCAGCGGGGCGCGGAGAGGAGGCGCGAGGGCCCAAGGGCGCGACAGCCAGGGACGGCCGGACCCGCCCGCGCUCCCGCCGCCGCACGCAUGGCGCCCGCCGCCCUCUGGGCCACGCUGGCCGUCGGACUGCAGCUCUGGGCCGCGGGGCGCGCCGUGCCCGCCCAGGUUGCAUUACUCCCCUACGUUCCGGAGCCUGGAAGCUCAUGCCAAGUGACAGAAUACUUCGAUGAGAGGACCCAGAUGUGCUGUAGCAAGUGUCAGCCUGGCUACCAUGCACAGUCGUUGUGCACCGAGACCUCAAAUACUGUGUGUGCCCGCUGCGAGGACAGCACCUACACCAAGCUCUGGAACUGGGUGAACGAGUGCUUGAGCUGUGACUCCCGCUGCACCUCUGACCAAGUGGAGACUCAGGCCUGCACUCCGGAACAGAACCGCGUCUGCACCUGCAGGCCGGGCUGGUACUGCACGUUGAAGAGGCAGAAAGGGUGUCGGCUGUGUGCACCCCUGCACAGGUGCCGCCCGGGCUUCGGCGUGGCCAGGCCAGGAACUGCAACGUCAAAUGUGGUGUGCGCUCCCUGUGGCCCAGGGACGUUCUCCGACACAACGUCGUCCACAGAUGCCUGCAGGCCCCACCGGAUCUGUGGCUCAGUGGCCAUCCCUGGCAAUGCAACCAUGGAUGCCGUCUGCACAUCUGUGCCUCCUACCCUGAGGAUGGCCCCACGCCCAGCCCCCACGUCCCAGCCAGCGUCUACAGUAUCCCAGCAAGUGGAGCCGACUCCAGGCCCUCGCACGGCCCCUAGCACCUCCCUUCUGUUCGUGAUGGUCCCAACCCCCCCAGCUGAAGGGCUCAGCACGGGCGACAUCUCUCUCCUCAUUGGACUGAUUGUGGCUGUGACAACCUUGGGUCUGGUGAUCAUAGGGCUGGUGAAAUGUGUCAUUAUGACCCAGAAAAAAAAGAAGCCCUUCUGUCUACAAGGAGAAGCCAAAGUGCCUCACCUGCCUGCUGACAAGGCCCGAAGUGCCCCCGGCCCCGAGCAGCAGCACCUGCUGACCACAGCGCCCAGCUCCAGCAGCAGCUCCCUGGAGAGCUCAGGCAGCACCGCAGACGGGAGGGCGCCCACCGGGACCCGGCUGCCCGCACCAGGCACGGAGAAGGCCGCCGGGUCUGGGGAGGCCUGGGCCAGCUCCAGCAACUCAGAGCCUUCCUCUGGCAGCCACGGGACCCAGGUCAACGUCACAUGCAUCGUGAAUGUGUGCAGCGUCUCCGACCAUGGCUCUCAGUGCGCCUCCCAGGCCAGCUACACGAUGGGGGACGUGGAUGCCAGCUCCUCCGGCUCCCCAGAUGACGAGCAGGUCCCCUUCUCCAAGGAAGAAUGCCCUUUUCAGUCUCAGCCAGGGGCCCCGGAGACUCUGCUGGAGAUCCCAGAGGAGAAGCCCCUGCCCCUUGGUGUGCCUGAUGCUGGGAUGAAGCCCAGUUAGCCAGACUGGCUGGCAUGAGUUGUGUCACGGCCGAGGUGGCUGUUCCCUGGUCCUUCUGGGCCCCCACCCCCCAGGACUCUGGCUCUUUCUGGGCCAAAUUCCUUUAGUGGCCUUUGCAGUCUCAGCCUUCCUCUCACCUGCUGGCAGAAGGGUGAGGCAGGGAGAAUCGUGGAAAACCCGUCCUGCACGGUGUGCUUCCUUCUAGAAGGCUGGCUGACAUGCACGUGCUGGGCAGCCUGGGGCCGGCGCCUGCCUCUCUGAGAGCUGUCCUCCAGCUGGCCCUGUGAAUUGGGCUUCUGGAGCCCUUAUUUUGUUUUUUAUCCUUGGACGCUUCCCAGCUCUGGCUUCCUGGGAGGCCCCAGCAUCCCGGGGAAGAGGGACUCUGUGUGAGUCAUCCACGGAGAAGGGGCAGUGCUUUAGCCAGAAAUGCUGAGACUGCAGGGUGCUCCCAGCGGGGGCGGGGAGGGGGAUGUCAUCGAUCAGAUGGUUCUAUUCAGGAGGGGGCGGCCACCCCUGAUGGGGACAGGGGUCCCCCAGUUACCUUGCACCACCUCCAAAUCUAUUCCUGCCAGCUUCACCUCUUGAACAAUGGUGUGAAAAUGAGACACCCUGAGGGCCCAGCCCAGCAACCUGCACGAGUAUUGUAGCUUGGACAAGAUGGCAGACCUCUAACCGAAACAUGGGGCAAUUAAAAAGCAAAACAAAACCCCACCACGCAUGCAAACAAGCCAAGGAAACGACAAAGCCGAACUCGAGAGUUUGCUGUUCUCUGCUUUUGACCUUCACUCCCGAUUUACCUAUAGCUCCGGUGCAAGGCCACACCUCCUAUCAGGGAAUUUCAGGAACCGGAGAUGACUGAGGCUCCCCGCAGCCAUCUCUCUCCUCCUACCUCAGCCUGGACCUUCCUCUGCCUCCCUGGGAGGUACUUUUCGUCCCCUUACCCCCUUCACUGUUCCUGGAGUCCCAGGCCCCAGGGAAACCCACGGGGCCACUUGGGUAUUGUGCCUGCCAUGAUCUCAAGUGGAUGUGAGAUGCUGAGAGCCAGUUUUGUGUGUGUAUGUGUCUGUCUGUCUGUGUCAUGUGCUGUUGGUCUGUGUAACCAUGUUGUUGGGUUGAAUGUCCUGCCUGAAGCAGCUCAAACCAACAAUUUUGUCAAAGGAUUCUUUUCCAUUAAAAAGUCAGUCCGCUUCCCCCAGACACAUGCCCCAGAGCCCCGCAGAGCGUGGACAUGUGUGGCCUUGACUGGAUUCUGGAAGGAAGACGGGACUCCUGGAGAAGCCAGUUGGGGCCCAGGGACUCGGAUCCCUUGUUGAAAAAUUCCACUGGACUUGAACUUGGCAGCUGAACUUUUGGAAGGUAGGAGAGUCCAGUCAUUACCAUCAAGAGAAAGUAACAGCUUCCCAGAAAAUCCGGAUUCCCCUAGAGUCAGGAUAUUCUACUGCCUGGACCGGCCAGGGUCUCUGCCCACAUUGGACGCCAUGUGGCAAUGGAGCGUGUCUGCCCCCUGGUGGACCAUCCUGGGAGGGCCUCAGGCCUCACUGCCAUUUCCUGGGGAAGCUCUGAAUUGGAAGGAGACCUCUCUGCAUGUGACCUCAGUUCCCAGGCUUGUGUGGAUCCCAAGACAAGAGUUUGCACCGUAUACUGGACAGCGUUCCUGCUUGGAAAUAAACCUUUUGUUUGUUA